CUCAUGUUGAUAUUGUGCGUCUUAUUGCCUGUUCCGGAGUCACUGCUACUUUCCACUGUCCUUUGCAUACUGCCCUCAUUUCCUUUAUGGAUGCUUAGCAUUGUCCAUAGCUGAAGAAUAGAGUUUUGAAACCCGGAAUCUGAACACCAUACUGGUACCAUAUUCAUACCCCAGCGCUGAGUGAUCAACCAACCCCACCGAAGGUAAGUUUAGGUAACCACUUGCAGCCAUGACCCACCCCACCACCAUCACCAGCACCACCACCGACGACUCGGAAGUCGAAAUUGGAACCACCACCGCCACCAAAGAUGAAGAUGACGAUAAAGAAUUUACCUUCACCGUUGCGAUCACCGCCCUCCCGCCGCCCGCCACCCUCUCGCAGCUAACCAACUCCAUCCGGCACAACACCCGUACGCUGCGAAACCGGCUACACUCAAUCGCCCAUGACAGCGCCUUCGUCAGCAGCGUUUCCGCCGCCUACGGGCUGCCACUGCUCCCCAACCUGCGGGCGGGGGACUGGUACAUCCCUUCCCCGCAGCGCACCCCGACAUGCGUGUACUUCAAAUCCACCGACGGUCACACCAACGAGUGGUCCUUCUCCUUACGGCGUUUGAACCUGCACCUCCUCCCGUUCAUCGCCGCGCACGACGGCGCAUGCAUCGUCGACUCCACACGGCGCGGCAAGCGCUUCCCGGACGCGCUAUCCAAGACGCUGCCGAUCUGGAUCGCGGUCGUCAACCGCCUGCUGUUCCCGGGGGUGCCUGGUGCGGGGACGGGGGAGCUACAUACCACGCCGCUGGCGGUGGCGGAGUCGGAGCGCGCGGCGAUCGAGCGCCGCAUCGACGGCUGGGUGGAGGAGGCACGGAGGACGCUGGCCGGGCGAGAGCUGCCAGUGCUGCACAAGCCGAUAAGGCCCAUCUUUGUUACACCGCUGUCGCCGCUGCCUGAGGCGCCGCCAAGGUUUGAGGGAUUCUAUCCCCUGGUCCUGAUCACGGCUAGUCGUGUCGUCGGUGGUACCGGCGUCGAGGGUGAGUAUAUCCAGGGCGCCGGCGACGACCAUGAGGGCUGGACCGGGACUUCGGGGCUGACGCCGGCGAUCUUCUGGGGGGAGUGGCAUGCGCGGAUUAUGGCGGCGGGGGAGGACGAUAUCGACGAUGUCGUCGCGGCGGCGGUCGCCGCGGAGACAUCCGCCGACGCCGGAGGGGAGGUGGUACGGAUCGAGCCCACGAGCUGCGUUUACAUAGCCCCGCGCACCGCGCUGUUGCCGGAGGAGGGGCUGGUCGUCGACUGCUGCGAGACGCAGCUGCAGGGCUGCGGCAACGCAGUCCACGUGCCGAUUCCGGCGGGCAAGCGCGGGAAUAAGGCGCUGCGAACGCUGGUGCCGCCGCUGAUGCCGCUGCUUAGGAGGACCCUGGCGGAUGGCGGGAGCGUCACGUUUGUGUGCGACAGUGGUGACGACGUGGCUGCUGCAGUCGCCGUCGUGUGCUUGUGCUCGUUCUUUGAUGGCGAGGGGAAUUUUGUUGACAACGAGGGAAGGAAAUUUGCGGUUGAUAAAUCGCUGGUCAAGCAGCGACUGGCGUGGAUCUCGGCGGCAAGGCCCAUGGCGAAUCCUGCGAGGGGGCUGAUGAGCGCUGUGAACUCGGUGCUGAUGGGCUGGGAGUAGGCUGGGAUACGGGAUGUCACUCAUCUGUAGCAUACCGGGUUUUUUUUUCUAGGAGGAGUAGGACUGUUACAUCGGAUGGACCACUGUCUUGCGUGGAUAGGAUAAUCGGAGUGCGGUGUAUGUUUUGCUAUUCUAGCUGCCUAAGUUACAUGCAAUCAAUGCGGAAACAAACCCCCCUCCCUCCCCCUACAAAAAAAAG
Tricharina praecox is the source of this 1862-nucleotide messenger RNA. Its product is annotated as tRNA A64-2'-O-ribosylphosphate transferase. Bases 230 to 1663 code for a protein of 477 amino acids. Lineage: Eukaryota; Fungi; Ascomycota; Pezizomycetes; Pezizales; Pyronemataceae. Gene Ontology annotation, biological process: charged-tRNA amino acid modification. The transcript has 3 exons. The record is from RefSeq and is a predicted model, not a curated record. Gene Ontology annotation, molecular function: tRNA adenosine(64)-2'-O-ribosylphosphate transferase activity. Gene Ontology annotation, cellular component: cytoplasm.